UUAUGAUUUAUUGUGCUCACUGGCCUAGCCUCAACCAAAUAAGUGUAUUAUGCAAUGAGUCAAGGCUUAGAAUCACCAGGAGUUAUUGGAAUUAAUGAACUGAGCUCCCUGCAACCCACCCAUCCUCCUCUAUCCCAGGCCCCAAUAAUUCCUGUGGAAACCAAUGUUAUUAUUAUAAACUCAAAUAAAAAUUCUGAGGCUAAAUCCUCUCACAACCAACAUGUUGAUUGUCAUGUGCUUCAAAAAUCUGUCUCUGCUGAGAAGCCUGCAUCCAGUGAGAAGAAAGGCAGCAGUGUACUUGUGUCCCUGGUGGCAGGAGCAACAGCUGGGGCUGUAGCCAAGACAACCAUUGCCCCCAUUGAUAGAACUAAAAUAAACUUUCAGGCCACCAACCAGCGCUACUCAACCAUGGAGUCUUUCAAGUAUAUGCACAAAUGCUACCAUGCAGAAGGUUUCUUCAGCCUUUGGCGAGGCAACUCAGCCACCAUGGCACGAAUUAUCCCCUAUGCUGCCACACAGUUUGCUGCUCAUGAGCAGUGGAAGAAAGUUUUACUCAUUGACAAUUCUACUGAUGUUCCUCCAUACAAGAGGUUCGUGGCUGGCAGCUUGGCCGGCGUCACGUCUCAGUUCCUCACGUAUCCUCUUGACCUUGCCAGGGCACGUAUGGCCAUCACCCCUCGUGACACGUACCGCACUUUGUCUCAGGUGUUCGUGAAGAUCGUGCAGCGUGAAGGCUUCCUGAAGCUGUACCGUGGCCUGGCGCCCACCAUGCUGGGAGUGAUCCCCUACGCCGGCACCAGCUUCGGUAUCUACGAGACCCUGAAGGCUCAUCACCGGACUAGGCAAGAGAAAGCAUUGGAAGAGUUAUCAUUAGAAGAGCGCCACGCAGCCAGCGGUGUAACCGCACCCAACGCGUUCGAGCGCAUGAUGUUUGGUGCCGUGGCGGGACUCUUCGGCCAGACCAGCUCCUACCCUCUGGACAUCGCCAGGAGACGCAUGCAGACUGCUUCGCUCACUGGCAACUCUAGUGCCUAUUCCACCAUUUACAGCACCCUCGCUAAGGUGUACAAAGAGGAGGGCGUCGUGCAUGGCCUCUACAAGGGACUGUCGCUUAACUGGAUCAAAGGACCCAUCUCCGUGGGCACGAGUUUUGCUGUCUUCGAUUACUGCAAGAAUUUCUUGGAGCAGUUCACGCAAGACACGUGACCGUUCGUGACGCUUGUUCAAAUGUGAAUGCAAUAAAACUUGUAGCAAUCCUCGCUAGUUGUUGAUUUUGUUGCGUAUUUUUAAACACGAGAAUUUAUCAAUGGCUUCUCAUUAUUGCAUAAUAUAUUUAACCCUUAGAAGACCCGUUAUUGUUCUGCGAUAGUGCUUGAAAAGUCUAUUGAUAUUUGAGUGUAAUAAGUACAAAGCUGUUUUAGUUUUAUCGUGCGGGAGACUGAUCAAAAACUCAGCACUGACUUCCGCGCGAUCUCUGGGUAUCAAGCCACCAUGAGGUGCUAUGCUUACCAUCAAGUUUUAUCCCAUAUGUGCUUCUGAUACAUCGGCUUGUUAAUCACGUUAUUUUAAUUUUUAAUAUUGCCGUCCACUAAAUACAUACAUCCCACCAAGAUUUUUACUGUAAUCUAAAUGAAAGUGUUCAGUGAUGGCGUUGGUUCUCUGAAUGUAAUUGAACCCGAUUGCCUUGAAAAGUAUGUUGCCUUACUUAAUAUAGCAUCCAGUAGAAAUAAUUAAUAUGCAUACGAGAAUUCUCUCCUUAAAACGAUCUAUUUAAAAUUGUAAUGCUGAAAGGUACCGCCUUUUUAGUUAUGAUAUUGUCUCAAGUUUCAAUUGCCUGAUGUGAGCUAUGAGCGCACGCGGUGCUUCAGCCCUGCUUUCCUUACCUCAAUGAAGUGGUCCGCGAUGAGCUCCCAGGGUGUUCGUCCAGUACUUGCUUAGUUAUAAUUGUAUGAAUUUGUCUGUCUAAGGGGCUGUGAAACUUGAACGAAGAUCAUAGGAAUGUUAUAAGUGUUGGAGGUGCUAGGUACCACACGCAGGUACCGAAAAUUCAUCGGCUGGUUGUGUUUUUACGAGACUUCUUUCCCACUGGUUCUUCUUAAACUUACUUCUUAACUUCACUCCGGUGAAGUUUUAAUAAUCUCUAUUCGCACUUGGUAAUUUUUCAGUUUCAAGGAAAAAAAAUCAAAUUUUAUCAUACAAAAUUCUCAUGCACUGUAUCUGCGAGAUUUGUGUGCUGAGUAGCGAAUUUGUUUCUCGGAUCUUUCUUUCAUCUGCAGAAAUUUUCCCCUACCAAUGCAUGCUUUCCUUUUUAUUUGUUCCCAGACUAUUCUUUGGAUUACAGACUUCUUAAGAUCUCUAACUUUCAUGUCACAACUCUUCCAGAAGUACGAUUGUCUUAGUACCAAAGUGUGGGAGCUCUUCAUUUUGUUUUGCUCAAAUAUUAUUCGAUCGUUGUUGUGGGACGUUUUGUUCUCGUCUUCAGUAGAGUCUAUCAUUAAGUCAGAGGGCCAAAGUCUAACAUUUCUUCGUAAGAAAUGUCUUAAGCUGCGUGAUUGAGAGUCUCAAGUUAGCUAAUCGCCUUUUUUAGCUUAGUGCUGCUUCAAUAUUUUAGUAACUUAUUUGUAGUGCUGGCUUGUGUUGGCGAGACUCGUGCUUCGUCAUAGUGUUCACAAGUGUUGGUAAGACUUGUCCCUCAUCGUGGUGCUCACUAGUAUUCGUGAGACUCUUGCCUCAUCGUGGUGCUUCCUGCAGAAUUGUUGCCUAUGCAAGCUCUUGAGUGUUGAAGUGAUGACGUUGCUGAAUUUUAACGUAAAUAACGUGCAAGGGCUAUUAUAUCCGUGGAUUCUGUUGUUUUUAAACUUGACAUUUACAGAAGCAGCAAUUGGCAACCGAACACUUUAAGCACGACUUCAGUGUGUAUUUAUUGUGUUACCUUCUAAGUGAAAUUACAUGGACAGAUUGUUUCAACUUAACUUUAAUGUUCUUUUCUUAAUUUAGUUGGGUGUGUGUGUUCAGCCUAGAUCCUGGCAGCCGUCUUCAGACCAUUUCUAAGCUGUCUGGUAUAAUUAAAAUGAUAAAUUUCUUGAUAAUAAUGUGCGUUAUUUGCUUGCUAUCUAAGGCUGACUGGUCUUGCUACAAAUUUAUUUUUGCUAUAAACCUUUGUUUAGCAGAGGAUGUAAUAAUUUGACCAUGAUUGUCGCGACGAGAUUGACGUUCGCGUCAUUAUUAAAGGCUCUACGACCUUGAGUUAUCAUCAUAUACAAUCAUUAAGUUAUCAUAUUACAAUCGGAAUUGUAAUCAGGUUUAAAAUCAUCAGUGCAAUCGUUGAGUUCAUAGGAUACCAUAUGUAUUGAUGAGGAAAGUCGGGCCUCAUAUUUGAUUCUACGUGGGUAGGUUACCGCAAGGCCUCGGCUAGCUAUUGGUCUUUGAAAAUGAAAGAUCAUAAAGUUUAAUAAAAAAUAGAUGUGUUUAGAAGACCUUUUCUGGCAGAGCCUGCCAAGCCAGUUAUUGUUCCAGCUCUGAGGAUUAAGGUUACAGCAGCUAUUGCAACGGCUACCGGAAAGUUGAUGACGUUUCUUUUCUUCGGAUACUCGUCUGCAAUAGACGGUGUUAGCCGAGGAGAUUACUAAGGACCAGCAUCAUCCAUACUAUGCGAAUGUCCAGGCUUGAACGUUCCCUGCUCACCACAGUCUUCCAGCGAGUUGCUCGUGCAGCUUGUCUGCUAACUCUCAGCCUGAUUCUUGAGAGCUGUGAGUUCUGGGCUGGCUUUAAUGGAGUUUUUGAAUAUUUCAUAAGAAAUCUUUUCAUAAAUAAUUCGCGAUUGUUUAGCAUUUCACUAAUAUUUUGAGUGUUAGCGAUGCACUAGAAAUAAUAAUAAGCUAGACUCGUUGAUGGUCUUUGUCGUCCACUGAUAACAAACUAGUGCAUUUGAAGAUGUUUCGAGGAAUUUUCUUCGGAUUUUUUUGUACAAAUUUUAUUUGAUGUUGGCAGGUAAAUAUCGCUAUAAAAUCCAUUUAUUUCCCGCCAGGCACAUGCAUUUGCGAUU
Messenger RNA from Hyalella azteca, 4045 nucleotides. It is a transcript of the gene DPCoAC, whose product is annotated as mitochondrial coenzyme A transporter SLC25A42. Gene Ontology annotation, biological process: transmembrane transport. The transcript has 7 exons. Gene Ontology annotation, cellular component: mitochondrial inner membrane. The record is from RefSeq and is a predicted model, not a curated record. Lineage: Eukaryota; Metazoa; Arthropoda; Malacostraca; Amphipoda; Hyalellidae. The coding region runs from base 55 to 1206 and encodes 383 amino acids.